AUGUCCCUGACGCAAGCCCCGUUUUUCAGCAAGCCGCCGAAGACAAACCCUGGAGUGCCCCGUGAACGGCAGAGUGCCACGCUGUACGAACGAGCCAACGACAACAUUAGACCUAACGGGUCUAAAGGCUACUUGCGUCAGAGACACGACGGCCUGCACGCACAGGCGACUGACGACGCAUCGGACAGGAGACCCAACUCCAAGAUUGCGAGGGCAUCAGUGGCCAUGCGCCUUCGAUCCCCCGUCUCGUACACGCCACAUGAUAAAUACAGGAACAGCACAGCCAAUCCAUCAAAAACCGUACCGGGUAUCCCCACCGAGCGCAAGAUAAUAGACGAUGAAGGUCCGUUCAGUCUCAACAGCUCUCUGACCAUGGCGACAAAUGUCUGCAUUUUAAAGAUUGGUCUGGAAAGCGACACCAAAGAUCAAACUAUACUGCAAAAGUUUUGGGAACUGGACGCCAUUGGAGUCGCCAAUGAAGAGAGCGUGAAGCAAGAAAGCAUCAACCACGCUCUGAGCAGCGUGGAAAGAAAAGUCGCUGGGGUCAACUGGAGAACAACGCGCCUUGUCGACGAGGUGCCGGACGUGCGCGUAUGCGGUGUUUGUGGAAUAAUUCCGAAGAGGAUAGUGAAAUUGCCAUGCUCGCACUUUUUGUGCGACUGCUGCUACGCAUUCACCUCCGAGCGUGGCAGUAGGCAGUGUCCCGUGGAUCGCAAGCCUUUCAAGGAAGCGGAGUGCGGAAGCGUCAACUUCCCCCCAAAGAAAGCGAAACGCUUGAAAGCGUACUGCUGGAAUGAAACAGCAGGCUGCAACUUCGUGGGCGUCAUGGAGGAUCUUCUGCACCACUAUGAGAACGACUGCGCCUUCCACUCCGUACUAUGCGAACCAAGAGGCCACACCCUGCUGCACAAAUACGCUGUAAUGCACUACUUGAGUGGAUGCAGUACCAGUGUUCCUUCCGCUGGCUCAGAGCACUCAGCCUCGCAAUCUGCAACAGUGACAUCCGGGGACUCGAACGCCUCGGAGGAACGGGAGAACGCGCUUUCAAGAAACGUUUUCCAAGAUGGUCAGCUGUCUGCACUUCAGAACCAGAUGACUGAGCUCACAAAACUUGUCAGGAAACAGGAAGCCUCACUAAAUGAAGUGAUUAGCGAGCAAAGACUGUCUGCGCGCAAUUUGAGGGACGCGAUGAUAGACAUCAUAAGCACAACAAUCACCGCAUGCAUGCCACAACAGCAAAACCCAGGAAAUUUCGCCGAUGAUGACGCCAAGUCGUCGGCCCUCUCUCUACGCUCAGAGAAAGCAGUCAUACUUCGAAAGCUGGAACAUUUCGCCAACGUCACGCUCAGCACUCUGGAAGAGUUACGUCAGUACAUGCUCCAAAUCAAGAGUCGUGCAGUAAUAGCUCGUUGCGAGCCCAUGCUUCCUUGUCGCGAUAGAUUUCGUCAUUUCACCAGAGUGCCGACAAUGUACCCUCAAUCGGGUGCAGAAAUACCUAGUGUUAGCUAUUAUCUGACACUUCAAAAUGCGGACGAAAUCAUUUUCAGCGAACAGCAGUAUCAGACGUUUGCUGAAGUGACCACGUGGCACAUGAGAGACACCUACUUUGUGGUCACUGUCCGGACGAGCGUUGAUGAUGGCGCUGAGGUUCUAGCUUUAGAGAUCGAGUUUAACGAUUUGCGCGAAGGUUCUCAGUGGUUGCCUGCCGCACGGUCGGUUACCGUGCUACACCCAUACGGAUGGAGCUGGGUCCUGCGCGAAGCCGUUGACACGCCUUGUUCCUGUAAGCGCAGUCUCGAUAAAUUACAUCAUGCUCACCGAACGUUCGUGACCGACAUCAAUUACCUGAGGAAGGGCUUCUGCCGAGACGGAAUGAUGAAAUUCCAAAUAGAGCUAAUCACAUAACCGAAUGAGCUUACU
This is a messenger RNA of Rhipicephalus sanguineus (brown dog tick), 1920 nucleotides long. RefSeq lists its product as uncharacterized. The record is from RefSeq and is a predicted model, not a curated record. NCBI's taxonomy places the organism in Eukaryota, Metazoa, Arthropoda, Arachnida, Ixodida, Ixodidae. The coding region runs from base 1 to 1905 and encodes 634 amino acids. The transcript has 5 exons.